Molecule: messenger RNA, 561 nt
Organism: Amphimedon queenslandica
Lineage: Eukaryota; Metazoa; Porifera; Demospongiae; Haplosclerida; Niphatidae
Product: multiple coagulation factor deficiency protein 2-like
Exons: 3
Coding region: 39-455 (138 amino acids)
Molecular function (GO): calcium ion binding
Source: RefSeq, a predicted model, not a curated record
CUAACCACACCCACUGACCCACUCCCAACAAAAGAAAAAUGAAGAAAGAGAUUUCUUUUGUAUUUUUAUUGUUAGUGCUAACAACUAAUGGUGACCUCCACAAAGGAUUCAAUAAGGAUCAUAUUCGUGAUGAACUAACAGGUGUACUACCUGAGGAUCAGUUUGGUUUGGAAGAUGAAGAGUCAAUGAAUCUUCAUUAUUUUAAAAUACACGACAAAGACAAGAACAAUAAACUGGAUGGACUGGAAUUAGGAGCUGCCAUGACUCAUUAUCAUGAUGAAGAUGAACAUGGUCGCUCUAGGGACAGACAUGUUGACGUGUCUGAUGAAGAACUGUUUGAUUUGAUUUCUUCAACACUGAAAGAAGAUGACCUUGAUGAUGAUGGCUACGUUGAUUUCUUUGAGUUUGUCAAGUCACAGCAUAAAGGAGUGGACCCAGAAAACCCAACUUAUUAAUUAAUAAUAAUUUCAAAAUACAAUAUUUUCAUUAUUGCAAAUUGAAUCAGCAAUUAUUAUUAUUAUUAUAAUAAAAUAAACUAAUAAAAUAUAAAUACAACUUCUA